AUGCGUUGGGCGGAGGAAAUGAGGAAGGGCCUGGCCAGUGAGGAGAAAGUGGAAGGAAUGGAAUUUACACAGCAGAUCGCAUUCUUCUCCUCGACUAAGAAGUCUUCACCACUUGCCGACCAUGGCAUCUCUGGGUUCCUGGCUGUCAUGGUCACCCCGGAGAAACAGCUUGAAGUCUUGGGAAACUUUGAGACAUCUCGUUCAUCCUAUAAGGGGUACGGUGUACCAUAUAUGCUGCCACAUGAUCCCAAAUACCUCAUCCCUUCUAGCUGUUUCCACGUCGACUUGGCAACACAAGCACGACUUUCUUGUAUCGUCGGAGCCCAACACAAUACCAGCAACCGCGCCGCUUUCCAGGACAAGAAGGUCAUGCUGCUCAGCGGCAGAGCACACCUCCUAUCCGGUGAUAUCAUGGCAGACCGGGCCCGAGCGAGCCCUCACCAAUCUCGGCGUGAAGUGGCGCAGAACAUAAAGCUUGCCAUGCAGAGGAAGGACCAAGUCCCGGCCAAAGGGCCCCCCUUCGACAUUAGCGUCUGCUCUGUCGGCCCUGAUGAUGGCGUUGAUCGAGUUGAUUGGUUCCCUAUGCCUUCGUUCCUCGUCCGAAAGCUCAAAAGUAGCACCUUGGGAGCCGAUAUAGCUCCAAAUAUCAUCAAGUAA
This is a messenger RNA of Sodiomyces alkalinus F11, 657 nucleotides long. RefSeq lists its product as hypothetical. The transcript has 8 exons. NCBI's taxonomy places the organism in Eukaryota, Fungi, Ascomycota, Sordariomycetes, Glomerellales, Plectosphaerellaceae. Bases 1 to 657 code for a protein of 218 amino acids. The record is from RefSeq and is a predicted model, not a curated record.